Molecule: messenger RNA, 755 nt
Organism: Eutrema salsugineum
Lineage: Eukaryota; Viridiplantae; Streptophyta; Magnoliopsida; Brassicales; Brassicaceae
Product: probable WRKY transcription factor 75
Exons: 2
Coding region: 126-569 (147 amino acids)
Biological process (GO): regulation of DNA-templated transcription
Molecular function (GO): DNA-binding transcription factor activity; sequence-specific DNA binding
Source: RefSeq, a predicted model, not a curated record
ACACAUAAUAUCUAACAACCUAUAAUAAUACCAUAAAAACAAACGAACAAAGAACAAAAAAAAAAUCUUCUUUAGGUCGAUCGGUCUGUGUUGUUAUAACUAAGAUUCCACAGUUAGUUAGGAAUAUGGAGGGAUUUGAUAAUGGAUCGUUAUAUGCUCCGUUUUUGUCGCUGAAAUCGCAUCAAAACCUCGCUAAAUCGGAGUUAUUACACCAAGGCGAAGAAGAGGCCUCAAAAGCUAGAGAAGGUUCUUCGAGAAGCGUGGAGUUGAAAAAGAAAGGGAAGAAACAAAAGUUUGCGUUUCAGACAAGGAGCCAAGUGGAUAUUCUUGAUGAUGGUUACCGAUGGAGAAAAUAUGGCCAAAAAGCUGUCAAGAACAACAAGUUCCCUAGGAGUUACUAUAGGUGCACAUAUGGAGGAUGCAACGUGAAGAAGCAAGUGCAAAGGCUAACAGCGGACCAAGAAGUCGUUGUCACAACCUACGAAGGAGUUCAUUCGCAUCCCAUCGAAAAAUCCACCGAAAAUUUUGAGCAUAUUCUCACCCAAAUGCAAAUCUACUCUUCUUUUUAAUUAUUCUCUCAAAUCUUUUAUACCUUUGAAGCGUUAUUUCUGAAGGCUCAUGUUGUAAAUUAUUUUAGAUAAAUAUAUAAUGUUACAUCUUACGCGUGUCGAAAAAAAACAACUAUGGUCAAGUGGAGUUUGUAUCCAAUAAUAAUUGUAACAAAAUUUUCAUUCAGUUUCUUAGGAAUAAUGCUC